AUGGCUAUGUUCAGCCAAAAUCCCCUGAUGAACGGGCCCAACUACUCCUUCUCCGAGGCCCCCAGGAAGGCCAACGGCGAGUUCAGACAGCACCGCUUCAACCCCUACACUGACAAUGGCGGCUCGACUCUGGCCAUCGCCGGCGCCGACUUCGCCAUCAUGGCCGGCGACACUCGUAGCACCUCGGGCUACAGCAUCAACUCCAGAUACACCCCCAAGGUCUUCAAGAUCGGCGGCACCACUUCAACACAAGAAGACGCGACGAUUCUGCUCUCUGUGGUUGGCUUUGCCGCCGACGGCGAGGCCCUCAAGGACCGCCUCGAUACCAUCUGCAAGAUCUAUCGCUACCGCCAUGGCAAGCCCAUGAGCGUCACCGCCUGCGCGAAGCGCCUCUCCACUAUCCUUUACCAAAAGCGCUUUUUCCCCUACUAUGUCUAUGCCAUUCUUGGAGGUCUCGACGAGGAGGGUGUUGGUGCCGUCUUCUCCUACGACCCAGUCGGCAGCUAUGAGAGGGAGCAAUCCCGAGCAGGCGGUGCCGCCGCCAGUCUCAUCACACCGUUCCUCGACAACCAGGUCAACUUCAAGAACCAGCAUGUGCCGGGUAGCGGCGUCGGACACGAGCUGCAGGAACGCCCCCGUGUUCCCUUGGAGCGCAAGGAGGCUGAGAUCCUUGUCAAGGAUGCGUUUGACGGAGCGGUCGAGAGACAUAUCGAAGUCGGUGACCAUCUGCAGAUGAUGGUCAUUACUAAGAAUGGUAUCGAGGAGGUUCUUCUCCCAUUGAAGAAGGAUUAG
Messenger RNA from Colletotrichum navitas, 792 nucleotides. Its product is annotated as proteasome A-type and B-type. The record is from RefSeq and is a predicted model, not a curated record. Lineage: Eukaryota; Fungi; Ascomycota; Sordariomycetes; Glomerellales; Glomerellaceae. The transcript is spliced from 2 exons. Gene Ontology annotation, cellular component: proteasome core complex. The coding region runs from base 1 to 792 and encodes 263 amino acids.